AUGUUGGCUGCUAGACAGACAAUCAGACCCCGUACUGCGGGUAUCUCCAGCAGACUUCUCGCAACCUCUUCCUACACCGCGCCCACAGGGUUCGCGUCGCGCACACCGCCCUACGCGCACCUCCUCGCAAACCUCCGUGAGGUCAACCAUAUCCUUGGAAAGCCUCUCACGCUCGCGGAAAAAAUCCUCUACUCGCACUUAUGCAACCCCGCAGAGUCCCUCGCCAACGCGAAUGGCUCGCUCGCCAACAUCCGUGGCCAAGAAUACCUCAAGCUCAGCCCCGACCGUGUCGCAAUGCAGGACGCGUCAGCACAGAUGGCACUUCUCCAGUUUAUGACAUGCGGCAUGCCCCUGACAGUGGUCCCCGCUUCCAUCCAUUGUGAUCACUUAAUUGUGGGCAAAGAGGGCGCGGAAACCGAUUUGGCAGCCUCUAUUUCCACAAACAAGGAGGUGUUUGACUUCCUCGAGUCAUGUGGUGCCAAAUACGGCAUCCAGUUCUGGGGCCCCGGCUCCGGAAUCAUUCACCAGAUUGUCUUGGAAAACUUCUCGGUUCCGGGGCUCAUGAUGCUCGGGACCGAUUCGCACACACCCAACGCGGGCGGGUUGGGCGCGAUUGCGAUCGGCGUGGGUGGUGCAGACGCGGUCGACGCGCUCACCGGCACGCCUUGGGAGCUCAAGGCGCCAAAGGUGCUUGGGGUUAAGUUGACCGGGCAUCUCAGCGGCUGGACGUCUCCGAAGGAUGUGAUCACCCACCUCGCCGGGUUGCUCACCGUUAGAGGGGGCACCGGCUAUAUCGUGGAAUACUUUGGCGAAGGUGUGGAGUCGCUUUCGUGCACGGGGAUGGCAACGAUCUGUAACAUGGGUGCGGAAAUUGGCGCGACAACCUCGACAUUCCCGUACCAGCUCGCGCAUAAGCGCUACUUGGAGGCGACGCACCGCGCGCCGAUCGCAGCAAUCGUCGACCAGGUGCACCGCGACACCGGAUUCCUCGCGGCUGACGCCGGCGCACAGUACGACAAGGUGGUUGAGGUGAAUCUCUCAACCUUGGAGCCACACGUGAACGGGCCUUUUACACCAGAUUUGUCGACCCCUAUUUCGCAGUUUGGCGCCGUGUCCAAGGCCGAGAACUGGCCGCAGACCGUGUCCGCGGGUCUCAUUGGAUCGUGCACGAACUCGUCGUACCAAGACAUGUCGCGCGCGGCGCACUUGAUGCAGCAGGCUGCGGAUGCGGGGUUGAGGCCAAAAAUUCCGUUUUUCGUGACGCCCGGAUCCGAGCAGAUCCGCGCCACCAUCGCGCGCGACGGCCUUAUUGACGUGUUUGAGGGCCAGGGCGCGAUCGUCUUGGCUAAUGCGUGUGGCCCUUGCAUCGGCCAGUGGGACAGAACUGACAUUGCCAAGACAUCCAGUGAAAGCAACGCUAUCUUCACCUCCUUCAACCGUAACUUCCGUGCUAGAAACGACGGAAACCGUGAAACCAUGAACUUCCUCACCUCCCCGGAUAUGGUUACCGCCAUGAUCUACUCCGGCGACAUGGGCUUCAACCCGGUCACCGACUCCAUCACCAAGGAAGACGGCACCGCGUUCAAGUUUGUGCCUCCGCACGGGGAUGACCUUCCGGGACAGGGCUUUAUAGCCGGCAGAGCGGAGUUCUACCCCGAGGCCGAGCCUCAGCCACAGCCCUCGGUGGAGGUUUCGGUGAGUCCAACAUCUGACAGAUUGCAGUUACUCGAGCCCUUCCCGGCCUGGAAUGGCGAGGAGCUUGCGACCAGCGUGUUGUUGAAGGUUGAGGGUAAGUGCACUACCGAUCACAUUUCCGCCGCGGGUGUGUGGUUGAAGUACAAGGGCCACUUGGAGAACAUCUCCAACAACACCUUGAUCGGUGCGGUCAACAAGGAGACAGGCGAGGUCAACACCGCGUACGAUUUGGACGGUCUGGCCUAUGGGAUCCCAGAGUUGAUGAUCAAGUGGAAGAAAGAGCACAGGCCGUGGUGUGUGGUUGCCGAGCACAACUACGGCGAGGGUUCUGCCAGAGAGCAUGCUGCGUUGUCGCCAAAAUUCUUGGGUGGUUCCAUGCUCUUGGUCAAGUCGUUUGCCCGAAUCCACGAAACCAACUUGAAAAAACAGGGGAUGUUGCCAUUAACCUUCGCUGACGAGACAGACUACGACAGGAUCCAGGGUGGUGACGUACUCGCGACCAAGGACUUGGCCGACAUGAUAGCCAGAGACGGCAAUAACGGGGGUGUCUUGACCGUUACCGUCACCAAGAGAGACGGUACUCAGUUUGACAUCCAGUGCAAGCACACCAUGUCCAAAGACCAGGUUGACUUUUUCAAGGCCGGUUCUGCCAUCAACCACAUCGGAAAUUUGAAGAAGCAGGCUGCAUAG
Molecule: messenger RNA, 2385 nt
Organism: Babjeviella inositovora NRRL Y-12698
Lineage: Eukaryota; Fungi; Ascomycota; Pichiomycetes; Serinales
Gene: ACO2
Product: aconitate hydratase
Exons: 2
Coding region: 1-2385 (794 amino acids)
Biological process (GO): tricarboxylic acid cycle
Cellular component (GO): mitochondrion; cytosol
Molecular function (GO): aconitate hydratase activity; 4 iron, 4 sulfur cluster binding
Source: RefSeq, a predicted model, not a curated record